Molecule: messenger RNA, 10191 nt
Organism: Crotalus tigris (Tiger rattlesnake)
Lineage: Eukaryota; Metazoa; Chordata; Lepidosauria; Squamata; Viperidae
Gene: TENT4A
Product: terminal nucleotidyltransferase 4A
Exons: 12
Coding region: 4869-7178 (769 amino acids)
Biological process (GO): RNA 3'-end processing
Cellular component (GO): nucleolus; TRAMP complex
Molecular function (GO): poly(A) RNA polymerase activity; mRNA binding
Source: RefSeq, a predicted model, not a curated record
AGCUUUUACGACAGGGAAAUACUCUCCCUUGGUCUACCAUCAUUAAAACCAGAGCUCUGUGAUUUUGUUACAUUAUCGAAGAUAUCUCUGACACACUCCUCUCAAAACUGAGUGGCUGUGGGUACAGGUUUUUGAACUGCCCAGAUUUGGGGGAUACUCUUUGAUCUUGGAUGAUGUAAUAGCCCCCCCCCCUCAAGGUUGGUACACAUUCUGGGUGUCUUCCUGGACUUGUAGCUCCUUGCCUGAUGAACAGGUGUCAACUGUGGCUAGGAAGGCCUUUGCAAUUUUAUGUGGUGUGCCAGUUGUGCCCUUUACAGGGUCAUUCAGACAAUUUGUCACACUCUAGUGACCUUGUGACUUGACCACAUGGUGCUGUCCUUGAAGACCACCUUGAAGCUUUGUCUGGUCCAGAAUGCAAUGGGGCAAGCAGGAAUGGACUUGCUCAGUAUGCCCAUGUAAGACCUCUACUUUACAAGCUCGCCGGUUGCCAGUUUGUUUCUGGGUAUGAUUUAAGUUACUGGUCAUUACUUAUAAAGCUCUACUGGUAUAUGGCCUGUUUGUUUUAGGAACUGCCUGUCUCCCAUAACAUCUGCCCAGCCAAUUUGAUCUUAUAGAUUUGAUGCACUUGGGUUCCAUCAAUUAAAUAAUGUUAUCCAUCAGGACCCUGAAAGCACCCCUUCUUGGAAGAGGUGCCUUCCCUCUGGAAAGCAGUUCCCCCUGUGAUCCAGAUGGGCCCCAUUCUGCUGUUGUUUAGAAGAGCCAUAAAAACCUGGCUCUUCACCCAGGCCUUUGAGAAGGGAAGUAAGGCACCUUGCUUCUUUCCAUCUGGUGUAUUGUUCUUGCCAUCUUCUAUUAGCUUUAUUGCAAUUCCUUGUUUGAGUGUUGUAAGCCUCCCAGAGUCAUUGGGCAUUGGGCAGCAUGCAAGGUUAAUCAAUCAUUUUUUCUACAGCUGGCUGACAAUUUAUUUUUCCUGGAAAAGCAGAUUUAGGGAGGGCUUAUCUAUUUGCCAUACCAAACACUAUUUUCUUUUUUCUUAAAUAGAAAAAGUGAGACAGAGAGAUGAAAACAGAGGAGGUGGGGUGUUUGUGAUACAUAAUAUCGUGUUUUUAUGAAAAUCUUUGUUUUAUUGUUUUGGCACAAGAUCCCGACUUAUUAAGGCAGAGGAAGAAGCACAAGGAUUGCUCUUUUUUGCUACAUCUCCAGUAAACAUUUUCUUUCUCUAAUUAAUUCAAAAACUAUUUCCAGGUUACAUUCUGACCUGGUUUGUACAUUAUAUUACGAGUUUUCCUGCAUGAAUAAUAUAUAGCAGCUCUUAAGGGCUUUGUUGGCCCUCUUCUCUGGCUAUUUGGCUAUUUGCAUGCCAUUUAUAUGAUAGAGUCCUUCAUACAUGUGUAAAUUGGCUUUUCCAUUUGAACUUCCUGUAGUUAAAGAAACAGGAUUUUUUAAUACACAUCUAUAGGCCCAGUGAUUUAAAAAAAAUGUUUUUCCUUUCUUAGAAUGCAGUAUCUGGGGGUCAGAUAUAAUAAGAUCAGUUUUAGAGCACAUUUCCUUCCUUUCCUUUUCACUCUUCAUGGCAUUAAUGUAUGGGCACCUAUAAUGCUCUCCAUGAAAGUUAACUUCUCCUCCUACCAAGCACACACACAGAAAAACACUGACACAAAAACUCACCCUCUUUUCCCUUUCAACCUCUUUCAGAGUUUAACUGAGCCAAAUGUCUAAUUGCUGUAAUUAUAACAAGAUUGCAAUUUAGUAGACUGGGAAUUUGGGUGAGGGAAAAACCAGUAGUUUGUAUUUCCUUUCUGUCUUUGGGGUAGUUGUGUCAGCCACAUACACUUGCCUUGUUUUUCAAAUCUUUUUCAUUUUUUUUUCCUUUGGCAAGCAACUAAUUGUAUAAAUAUAUAUUAACCAUUUGGCUGACAUAGCAAGCCUGACUUGGGAUGGAGGACAGAUGUUUUCAUGAACUGAUCAGUUUUGGAACAAUUAAGAUCUAAGCUUUGCUGGAAUCUGCCCAGUGAUACAGACAAAAUAGAGCAGGCCACAGCUCAGGAUGUUUAUAGUUGUACAAAAUGAUCAUUCCUAAAGGAUGGGCUUUUUAUUCUGCUUCAUCAAGGGCUGGGUAGUGGCUGGACACUUAUGUGUAAAGGACUAAGUCACUUUGUGAUAAAAUUUAGCAUACUAGCUUAACUUCAAACCAAAAUGUUAGCUAGUUUUCAAUGAGUCUAGUGAAUUUUAAUUAUUGCAUAGUUAUAAUUAAAACUGAACAGAAAAGCAUUUAAAAAUGCAAAGUUAAAAAAAUGAAAUGAUCAUAUUCCAGUCUUUAAUGAAUAGAAAAAAUUAAAACUAAUCCUAUUGUGGGACUAUUUCUAAAAUUUGGAAAAAAUAUUAAAAAAAUAAGCAUCUCGUCUACAAACUACUAAUAACAGGAUAUCUAUCAUAUCACAAAUUAUUUGCAGGUAUAUAAUUUACAAAACAUACUAGGAUUGAUCUUGCUAACUUCGGAAAACUUCCUGUUCUUGUUUUUUCUUGUUUCUCUCAUUCCCAUGUAACUCCAAAUUGCAUUUGACAUUAUGGAAAUCUAUUCUAGUAUUGCCACGGAUCUUCCCAAGUUGUGUAAUAAGAUAAUAUUUAAAAAAUAUUUUACCAGAAAUAAUAGGUAUCCUUUCAAAAGUAAAAAUACCAAUAGGCCAUGAAGAUCUGGAUGGAUAAACAAGGUCAGAUUAAAUUUUAUCGAGAUGGAGUUGUCAUCCAUCGAUACAAGGGCAAUCUACUAACGUUGGCUCUGAUAGUUGCUCUGGAUAGGAUUAUACAUUUCCAAAAGGUGUUGGUUUGUGACCUAGGGGUCUCCUGGACUCUCAGGUCCUGUUUAAACAGCAAGUAGAAGUCAUGGCUAAGAUAGCUUUACAUACUGUGGCCAGUGUACCAUUUGUUGCACUACCUGGACCAAGUUGUUCCAGUUGCAAUAGCCCAUGCUUUAAUCAAUACUGUAACAUAUGCUAGAUGGGGUUUGUUAUGUCCUAAGCCUGCUGGAGUGGUGAGCAGGCUCAGAAAUGUUGCAAACGGUCCCGGGCAAACCAAAAGCUGCCUGGGACCAGACUGGUCGGAACCAGCUUUGUGCGCAUGCGCAAGGCGCGAAAAUGGCCAGUUCCUAUUGGUUAACAUUUGUCGGGGUUUAGGGCCCUAUAAAAAGGCCUGCAUGCCUUUUGCUGUUUGCUUGGUUGUAGGAGAAGAGUAAUAAAGAGCUUGUUUCACCAUGUGUCUUCAUCAAUUGCCAGCGAACAGAAAACACAACAGGGUUGCCUUUAUAAAUGGCCUGAAACUACAACUGGUGUAAAAAGUUUGGCUAAACUUCUGAUACACCACACCCAUUCGGCUAAAAUAACACCUAUUUUAGAAUCACUGCAUCCAUUGCCAGAAGGCUUCUGGACCAAAUUCAGAAAUGUAGUUAUUACCGUUAAAUCCUUUAAUGGUUAUUUAUAACUGCAGAUACAUCAGGUAACGCCUUACCAAAUUUGAAUAUUCCUAUUUGGUCUGAUCAUCAAGAGAGCGCUUAUUGCAAGUUUCCUUUCCUUGCAAGAUACAUGGCUUGGCAAUAGGUCCUCAUUUUAUGAAUUCUCUCUCCCAAGAGAUAUUGAUGGCUCCUACUCUAGUGGUGUUUUGAAAACAAGACAAAGUAUAAUUGUUCCAGUGGGUACUUGGCCCUUUGAUUAGAUUAACUGAAUGGUGCCCAUAAUGUGUUAAGCGUUUCAUUAUUUUUUUUUAAUUACCUGGACUUGAGUUUUAUAAAUAUUUUUGCUUCUGGCCAUGUUUUACUCUAACCAAAGUCCAUUUGGAUUUUUCGUAUCUGUAAAACAACAUUUAAAGCCAUACAUAUUUCACAAAUAAAUAAAUAAAUAAACCAUUCACUUUUUUUGUUUACAUGUAGGAUCUUUGUCUUCUCAUCUUUUGUGGGGGAUGGAUGCUUUAUAUUCAGGGUUAACACCCUUUCUUAUAAUAUCGCUAACAGGUUAACAAAAGGCAAGAAGUUUUCUGCCUAAUUCAAACUUUUCCCACCCAUCGUGUAUUCUGAAAAAUCCAACACAACUGCAGAAAAAGAGAUGACCACCUUGCAAGCAAAAUAGGCCAUUUCUCGGUCAAACAGCUGUGUGCAAUUUAAAGGACCGCUGGAAUUGGGCUCCCAGUAAUAAUUUAAGUAAUAUUUAGGUUAUUAUUUAAGCGACUUAGCCUUCCCCAAAAGCGGUCUUCCAGAUGUGUUAGAAUCUGGCUAGGAAUUUGGGAUCUUGUAUUUCGACACAUCUAAGGUCGCCCGAUUGAAAAAGGAAUGUAGUAAGCUGCCUUUUGCUCUUUUGUUACAACGUAUUGGGUCGUCUUGAGCGCGUUUUAAAGUUUGCCUGACUUUUCGUUAUCAAAGAAACAACCGAGUUUUAAUGAACUUGCAUUGCAUUCUUUUCUGAAACUUUCCGAUCCCUCUGGCAAAAAACAGCUGCUUUGACCGCCGAACGUCUUAAAUGUUGCUUUACAGACGCUUUCGCCCCCAAAAGGAAGAAAACAAAAUCGCAUCUCGGAAGUUUCGUUUCCCAGCAAUCCGACCGUCGCUCUCGUACCGCGCCUGUUAAUAUUUUCUCUUUAAUCAGGGAGGAUUGAGGAGAGCUGUCCUCGUGGAAAACUGCCACUGCGCAGGCGCAGCGUUGAUUUUAAGAAGGGGGGCCGCGAGGGGGUUGCACGGGGUCCUGUUCGUUGGCGUCGUCCGCCUCCUUCUCCGGCUUAAACGCCCCGCCUCAGAUGCCGUUGCCGCCGCCGCCCCUCCUCCUCCUCUUCCAGGCGCGUGUCUGACGGGCCGUCGGAACCGGCUGCAAGGCAGGGCCGGAUGGAUGGAUCCCCGGGUUGCCUGGAUCCAGCCCGAGCAGAAAGGCCCCGCCAAUGCGCUCUGGAUGCAGAUCUGGGAGACCUCGCAGGGCCGGAUCGGCGGCGCCGGCUCUUCGACGUCUUCGCCGUCCUCGUCGUCUUCGCCUGCCUUCCCGCCGACGGCCGCCGCCCGCUAUUCCUUUUGCCGGUUUAGCCCGGCGGCAGUGGCGCCGCCUCCACCGCCCUACUCCGAGGCCGUUGCUGCUGCCGCUGGCGGACCUGUGUCGUCUCCUCAGCUGAUCUCCAAGCCGGCUUCCCUGCGCCUUCUCCCUGCCCAGAGCGCGGAAAGACGAGCGCCGCGCCUGCUGCUCCUACAGAAGGCCCCGUCCGCGUCCUCCUCCUCCUCGGCCGAGUCUGGCGCUGACAGCCCCGGGGGUGGUUCUUCUUCGUCGCUCUCCUGCGUCCGGCCCGGACUUGGGCCGCCACCGCCGGCCUCGGUCAAAAUCUUGGCAAGCACCGCUGAAGCGAAUUCAGUGAAGCGAGAAGAGCUGGGGGAGGAGGGAAGAGGGCAGGCCCCGUGGGCCUCCGGCGUGGCCGUUACCGCCCCUUCUCCCCAUCACCAUUACCACCACCACCAUCACCACCUCCACCAUCAGUACCACCCUGGGCGCAGGAAACGAGAGAACAAGGCCAGCACGUAUGGGAUGAACUAUCUGCUCUCAGGCGGCUGUGUCGGGACCGUCCGCAGGGGGACCGCCCCAGGUGGCGAAAAUGGCCCGUGCUCUCCAGCGCAGGCCGGGUGCACCCUUGCUCUAGGCACGCCUUGGAAAAAUAGGCAAUACAGCUCAGGUAUACAAGGGCUCCAUGAAGAAAUAAUUGACUUUUAUGACUUUAUGUCCCCAUGUCCUGAAGAAGCAGUUAUGAGACGAGAAGUUGUGAAAAGAAUAGAAACUGUCAUCAAAGAUCUUUGGCCUACAGCUGAUGUUCAGAUAUUUGGAAGUUUUACUACAGGACUUUAUCUGCCAACAAGUGAUAUUGAUUUAGUGGUUUUUGGAAAAUGGGAGAGCCCACCUCUCCAGCAGCUAGAACAAGCCCUAAGGAAACACAAUGUGGCCGAGCCACAUUCGAUUAAAGUACUUGACAAAGCUACAGUACCAAUAAUUAAACUUACAGACCAGGCUACAGAGGUGAAAGUUGAUAUUAGUUUUAAUGUAGAAACUGGUGUGAAGGCAGCUCGACUUAUCAAAGACUACAUGAAGAAAUAUUCUUUGCUGCCUUACUUGAUUUUAGUAUUAAAGCAAUUCCUUCUUCAGAGGGAUUUGAAUGAGGUUUUUACUGGUGGAAUUAGCUCCUAUAGCUUAAUUUUAAUGGCAAUUAGCUUCUUACAGUUGCACCCAAGAAUUGAUGCUCGAAGAUAUGAUGAAAAUCUAGGAAUGCUUCUAAUAGAAUUUUUUGAACUCUAUGGAAGGAAUUUUAAUUACUUAAAAACUGGUAUUAGAAUAAAAAAUGGAGGUGCCUAUAUUGCCAAAGAAGAAAUCAUGAAAACCAUGACUAAUGGAUAUCGACCAUCCAUGUUAUGUAUUGAAGAUCCCCUUCUGCCUGGCAAUGAUGUUGGAAGAAGUUGUUAUGGUGCCAUGCAAGUAAAGCAAGUUUUUGACUAUGCCUACAUUGUUCUAAGCCAUGCAGUAUCACCACUUGCAAAAUCAUAUCCUAAUAGAGAUUCAGAAAGUACUUUAGGUAGAAUUAUUAAAGUGACAGAAGAGGUGAUUGACUACAGAGCAUGGAUUAAAAAAAAAUGGGGAAACAAAGCUAACUUUUCAUCUGAUCUUGAUGUUCAGCUGAAAGAGAGAGAAUCAAUAUCUUCAGAGAGUGCAACCCAGAAUAGAGAUACCGAAUUGCUUUACAACCAACCUUUGACUUUGUCAUUUACUGAUAUGCAACAAUUAUCAUCAGGUUCAUCUGCCUCAUCAGUAUCAUCUCUUUCUGGAAGUGAUGUUGAUUCUGAUACUCCACCUUGCACAACUCCUAAUAUAUACCACUUCAGCCUGCAAGCACCAUCUCCACUUACGGCUGGAAUACAUCCGGCAUUAACUAUGCCAAGUGGUAAAAAUCAGUCUGUGCCUGCAAGAGCAUUGAUUAUGGCCACGAAUAAUCAGCAGCACAAUGGAGUGAAGUUUACUGUGAAAGGAGCUCAUAAUCAAGGCAGCGGAUACAAUUCUGCCAGUAAUGGAGCUGUAAGGCAGCCAGUUAGCAACAGAGGUCAUCACCAACACAACCGUAAUAUUUGGAGGAGAAAGAAGUACAGGGACAGUUUGCCUAUUAGCCUUAGCAGAUAAUGGCCAACUUCAGAGUCCUCUUUAGACUAAUGCAGUGUGUGUGAUACUGCUCUGGGAGGAUUUGAGACCAGCACUGAGUACAUCUGUCUGGAUGUUGCCAAAUAUCUGCAUCCAACGUUUGCAUGUUUCGUGUGUGGUGAUGGAGUCCAUCUUAAAAGAAAUAAUUGUGCUUAUCGUGAAGCCUUAUUAACUGUGGAAGUUUGUCUUCUGCCUAUCCAUGAUUAUUACAGUGCUGAAACAGCUCUGGUAAGAUUAUUGGGAGGACCAUAAAUGCUGUGGCACUUUGCUGUAGCUGCAUUUCUUCAUAAUUGGUUGUUUUGUUUUCUUGGAAGGAGAAUGGGUUGCUUGAAUGUUAUUUUCCAUUACAAAACUUUAUUUGUGGUAUUGUUCACCACCUUCCCAUUUCUUCUACAAUUGGUUUUGUUGCCUUACUCACAUCAAACAUAACGUGCAAUAACUUGGAAUGUUUUAAUCAUGAAUAUAUUUAUGAAACAGGUGUGCACAUAUGCACACACAUCUGCUUAUGUCUGUGUGUGAGAGAGAAAUUUUCUUUCUUUUUUUUUACAGAUCCUUUCCCAAGUUGCAUUUUCUAAGUUGGGUUCAUGCUUCUGGUAGAUUAGCUAAGCAAUCAAUUUAACACAUCAAACAAAUAAUAUCGGAAGCUUCCUAAUUUGUAGAGGAACAGUUGGUCUGGCUUAAGUAUUUAUAAUAAUGAUUGAGUUAAAAAGCAUUUUGGCUAGUUAUCUUACUAGUCUGGCAUGUAAUGCUAAAUUCAAUCUUAUGAGAUAAAAUGCCAUCUAAUGCUCUUACAGAUCUCAUAUUUAUUUUAGUGGGGAUCAUGUAAAAAAUUUGAAUCUUCAGUUUAAUUGCUACAGCUGGACAAAAAUACUAUUACAAAUCAAGUUUGCGAUUAUAUAUAUAUUCAGUUAAGUGUCAGGGAUAUAUUUGUGUGUGUAUGUAAUGUGCGUGUGUAUGUAUGAGGUGUGUGUUUCUAUAUCUCCCUGACUCUUAACUGCAAAUUACAGAUACCAGUUUGUCAAUUUCAUUUCCCUUCUGAUUGCUUGGACCAUUGUUAAAUAAAGCAUCCAACUUGAAGAAUGUGGAGAAAGGAAUGUGUAGUGAUUCCAUUAAGGAAUCUGAUUAGCAGCCUGCAUUAGUUCUGUUGAGAGCAACUACCUAAAAUGUAUCUUCUGGCUUCUCUAUGCAUUCUGAAGUAUUAGUCUAUUAUUUUGUAAAGACACAGCCCAGUGGUAUUGAGAUAAUCUGUAUGGCAAGCAACUGAUUUAAAGAUGCAUACAGAUAUACUAUGCAAGUGUGUAUCAUCAUGGCAACAUAUUUGUUUUAUUUUAAAACCCGAAAUUGUGUGUAUAGCUUACCCUGCAUUUAAAAAGUAUCAUGUUUCUUAUAUCACUUACUGAAUCUUUUUAUGCUUUUUUUUUCUUCGUUGAAAAAAAAGUUUUUAAAAUUUGGAAAGCACCGAGUUUAGUAAUUCUGCUUGAAGAAAUUGUAUCUUGACAUCUUAAAUUGUACAUGGAAAUGAAUUUUCUUAAGCAGCGAAUGUUUGACAAAGAAUGGUCAGAAACUGAUGUAGCAUAUGCUAGAGAUUUUUUUCAAAACAAAUGCAAGGCCUUUGAAUAUCAUGAGCGAAAAGAUUGCGACAUUCCAAAGCAUAGUAGCACAUAUUUUGUCUACAGUUCAUCUUGAUCUAGUAUUCUCUUUUAAAUUGAUUGUAAGAUAAUCAGAAAGACAGGCAUAAAAUACAAGGUUUACUAUUCUAGCCAGCAUCUGUAUAGAAAGAUGUAUAAAGUUUGCAAAUUUAAGGGAAAUAUGAACGUGAAAGUUAUUGAAAAUGUACCCUGUGGCUGUUUAUCUCUACCUGCAAGUUGCCCUGUCAUACUCCUUAUCACAUAUUAUAUAUUAUUUCCUCUGGAAACAACUCUUGAACCUUCAAACUAUGUUCUAUACAUACACAGGUUUUUAUGUCCCCAUCCCCAUACUGAAGCCCCUUAAGUAUGCUACCCACCUUUUAAAAAAGAACUUCUCUCCAAAAUUCCUUCCUUCCCCAAAACAAUAUUUGAUAAUAUUGUCAACCCCUGAUUGUUAGUACUCAGAUGAACAGUAAUUGGACAACAAAUAAAGAGUAAACAGAUGGUGAAUUGCCAAAACCUCAACUCUGCUUUAUAGUGGAAUCAGUAUUUUUGUUUUGAUUAUUUUUCAAAUCUUAUGAAAAGCUCGUAGUAGAAUCUGGUAUAGGAAGGGAUCUAAACUUGAAUAAAUCAUUCAAGGGCUGAUUAUAAACCUAUAAUCGUUCUACAUGCUAGCAAUAUUGACUAUGAAUCUACAUUAUUGGAAUAUUGAUGUUCUAAAUAGUUCCAUUUAAAAGCAGGAUAGACUUAAAAGAAGCAGAUAUCAUGUCCCAUUCAGUCAUGAUUAACCAUAAAUUGCACUGGCUACCACUUUGGUUAUGUUCUAUGCCUCUGUGGAUGACUGAUAAAAUAUGUUCAUUUUUGUGUGUAAUAACAAUGUGGGAAGCUAAAAAAUACAUAUUUUUAUGUGAAGUUUUGUAUUCUUUGAUUUUUAAUAAAUUUUCAAGGCAGGUAUGUCCAUGGUGUAAUGUAGCAUUCUUCAUCUGUCAUUGUGAUCUUUUUAUUUUCAUUAUGUUAUCACAAUUCUGUUUUAUAAUCAAAGCAAAAUUCCAUUUGAUCCAGUAUUUCAUGUAUUAGAGUAUCUAACCAAAUUAUACUAAGACAUUUAGAAAAAUGUCAUGAAAGAUAGCUAGCCCUUUUAGUGAUCCGAGAGAGAUUGUCUUUGAAUCUGGAUUGAGGUGGGCCAAUCCUGAUGUUACUUCAGGACAAUUUCCUUGAGGGUAAACCUCACAAAGUUUUCUUUAAGAUUUUGGUAGCAGUUUUUAUACAGUGUAACUUUGGAGCUACAACUAUCACAUCAAAAAUUAUUGAACUAUAUCAGCGGUGUAUUGAAAUUAUUUUGGAAAUAUUAAAGCAAAGAUGCAAAA